Molecule: messenger RNA, 3340 nt
Organism: Leopardus geoffroyi (Geoffroy's cat)
Lineage: Eukaryota; Metazoa; Chordata; Mammalia; Carnivora; Felidae
Gene: BST2
Product: bone marrow stromal cell antigen 2
Exons: 6
Coding region: 2523-3026 (167 amino acids)
Biological process (GO): innate immune response; defense response to virus
Cellular component (GO): Golgi apparatus; cell surface
Molecular function (GO): metalloendopeptidase inhibitor activity
Source: RefSeq, a predicted model, not a curated record
GAAUUCCUUGCGGUAUCGGCUUCUCCAGGGACACGUUUGGACAUUUAAGGAAGAGAUUUGAAAAACUGUAAUUGUAGUUCUAGGAAGUCAUCCCAAAGGAAACGUCCAUGGGUUAUGCAGCUAUUAGUUUAAAUAACAAAAAGUACGGACCACCGUGAACCAUGAAAUCGUGUGUAACUUGAGGAGUUGUUCAUGUUACCGGUGGGAGAUUCUGCAUUGUGUGAAUGGAGGUCUCGGUUCUUGGAUUCCCCACGAAAGAAUAAGCUGAGGAUCCGCGCUUGAAUAAAGACAGCUAGAAGAAAGGCAGCAAGCACAAAGCAGCUUUUUAAGAACCGUACACUUUCAAGGAUGUGGGCUUAGGCAUGGGCUGCACACCCUGACUUCCUUCCACAGGGCACCGCACCGAAAGGGGGCAGAGAGUAACUUCACAGUGGAGACACCUGACAGAGGCCGCCUCAGCCCGGUGGUCAAGGUCAACAUCGUAGUGAAAAGUCACGCUGACGGCAUGUGCGCCAAGAAGGACGCCUCACCUCUGCGGUCCUCCCCCAAACUGUCACCCCAGGCCAACCAUGGAAAAACACCAGACAAAUCCCAACUGGGGAGCAUCUUACAAAAACACCUGACCAGUCCUCAAAACGGUCAAGGUCAUCAAGAGCAAGAAAGCCCGAAACUGUUUUUCAGCCCAGAAGAGCCUAAGGAGGUGUGGCAACUAAAUGUAACCUGGGGUCCUAGGUCCGAAAGAGGACAUUAAGAAAAGCUGAGGGAAUCUGAAUAGUGUAUAGACUUUAGUUACUAAUAAUGUAAGACGUUAGUUAUCAGUAUUGGUUCGGUCAUGAUAACAGAGGUGCCAUAGACAUGGAAGAUGUUCAAAGGAGGAGAAAAUGGAACGUUUUUGUACCGUCUUCGCUAUUUUUCUGCAAAUCCAAAACUAUUCUAAGAUAAAAUGAUCCUUUAAAAAAAAAAAAAAAAAGUAACAAAGCUAAAAUCAGAAAAAUGGCAGCCCGUUUCCACUGGAAUUUUAGAGGGAAAAACUUACUGUUUGCCAGGGCCAGGGCCAGAGCAAGGGGAGUAAGGCACUCGCGUCAGCCGCAGAAAUUAAGGGCGCCCCAAAAGGUUCUAUUAUCAAUCACACCCAUUUUAGAGCUGCAGAAACCGAGGCUGAGAGGAAAUCACUCGCCCAGGUCCUACAAGGGCUCUUCACCCACAACCUCGGCCUCUGACCUGCAGUUGUGGUCCCGAGCCGACCCCAAAGUUUGAAGGCCAGCGCAGGGCAAAGUCAGCUUUGCCAAGGGUCACGUGUUUGCACGUAGGGCCCUGGCCAGGGUGGGAGACCCCUCCUCAAGGCGCUUCAGCAAGAUCCCCCCAUUCUUUGUUAUUUGGCUGCUGAGUCCGGCCCCUUCCGAGGCCUCUCCCUGGACCCCCGACACUCCCCGGGCACUUUGGGUUCACCGUAUCCCAAAUGGACCAGGUUGUCUUUCCUCAGAAUGGCCGUAUUUCUGUGUCAUCCACCUUUCUUCCUGCCCUGCAUCCAUUGAGCGCCUACUGGACACCAAAGCACUUUGCUAGAAACUCCUCACUGGCCCCUACUGACGAGGCCGCCCCUGUUAUUGCCCCACUUUACAGAUGACAAAAUGGAGGUUCAGAGGGUUUACUUGGUGCCCUGGGAUAAAGAGGCAGAAUCUAGAAGUCGGAGCCUGUUUCCUGCUGGAGCCAGGACAGGGACCUGGGCGACUUUAUUUGUUGGCCCUGGUGGCCAAGUUGAGAACUGCGGCCUGCGUGGAGGGCGGGGUCGGAGGGUGGGGGGCAUCCAGAGCCUCUCUGGGCUUGGGCUUUCAUUUUCCCAGCCUCCAGUCCUUCCUCAGACACCCUGCAUGGUUUCCUAUAGUCCCCUCGGUGGGCCCAGGGACGCUAAGUGAGCCCCGGCUGGGUCACCACAGAGACCCCUAAACACAAUAUCCAGCCUGUUGGGUCAGAGCCAGGCCCUGCCCCUAGUCUUCCACACACCUCUCAGCCUCAGUUUCUCCGGCUUGAGGCUGAAUCAACGGCAGCUUCUGCCUCCUCAGGUCCUGGUACACGUGAACAGCAGGCUGGCAUGCACCAGACGCCCCGUAACUGCUGCUGUCACCCUCAGUUACCUGCAGGGGAGGUGCAGGAACUUGAGAUGGGGUGUCCCAGGCAGCCCUAGCUCUCUGCCCACAGGAACUCAUUCGGGGACACCAAGCCAGAAAAGCUCAACGUUUCAAUUCAGCACAAAUAACCCACCUCUUUCCCGGGAAAUAGAAACUGAAAGCCGAAACUUCUGCCUGCAAAUACCCACUCGAGAGCUUCCAGGUCAAAGGAUUCUCUCGAGCCUUUGUCAUUGGCCAGGAUGGCCGUUAUGUUAAUAAGGGGGCAGCCUCAGCCAAUAGGACAUCCCAGCACCCCCCUAGCUCCUGCCCAAACUCACUCAUUCAGGGGCAGAUCUAGAGGCACCUGCUUUUUACCACUAUUGGCCUGUGCCCAGGACUGACUACUCAGAGUCAAUGGUGCAAGGUCGGAGUCUUGGGUGGCAGAUGUGGCUGGGGGGCUUCCUGAUCCUGGCGGUGCUGGGUCUGUGUGUGGCCCUGGCCAUCUUUAUUGUCAAGGCCAACAGCAAAGCCUGCAAGGAUGGCCUCCUAGCAGAGGAGGAGUGUCAUGGUGUCACCCGCCUCCUGGAGGUCCGGCUAACCCAAGCCUGGGAAAGCUUACUGAGGACCGAGGUCCAGGCUGCCACCUGCAACGAGACUGUGGUAACCCUGUUGGCUUCCCUGGAGAUGGAGAAGGCCCAGAGCCAGGAGUGGCUCGCGAAAGGGGAGGAACUUCGGGGAGAGAUCGAGGAGUUGAAGCACAAGCUGCAGAACGCUUCGGUGGAGGUGGAAAGACUGAGAAAAGGGACUGAGACCUCGAGCAAGAAAAAGGAAGUCGCGUCUGCCAGCUCCUUGAAAGCGCUCAGCCCCUUGGUGGUCUCUGUGCAUCUGCUCCUGGCCUUCGUUGCUCUGCUGGCCUGAGGUCCCUGCGGGCCACAGUCUGGACUGGUCCGUUCCAGCUCUGCUUUUCCCUUGGAGGCUUGACCUGACCUGACCGGUUCUGAAGAGGCCACGCUGUGGCACAGGCAGGGGAAGGGGGGGCCAGGCAGCAGCUGGAGGUACACGGAGAAGCCUUGAGGUUGGACAAACGGGGGAGCUGGCCCAGGGCUGCCUCCCCCUCGGGCCUCCCCGCCCCCUCCCCCUUGCAGCGCUGGGCAGGGCAUGGGAUGGGGAGACCUACUUCUUGCUGUCACGGUUUCUGGAAGCUCACUGUCCUCUGAGGUCUUUGACCUCCU